Molecule: messenger RNA, 397 nt
Organism: Dryobates pubescens (Downy woodpecker)
Lineage: Eukaryota; Metazoa; Chordata; Aves; Piciformes; Picidae
Gene: SDHAF4
Product: succinate dehydrogenase complex assembly factor 4
Exons: 3
Coding region: 23-325 (100 amino acids)
Biological process (GO): mitochondrial respiratory chain complex II assembly
Cellular component (GO): mitochondrion
Source: RefSeq, a predicted model, not a curated record
UGCCUCUCGCGUCGGCGCGGCCAUGGCUCUGCGGCUGCUGCUCGGAGCGCCCGGGGCAGCGAGGGCAUCGCUGCUUGGCAGCUCUCUGAGGAGCACCAGCUCUAAGGCAGGAGGAAGACCUGAAUCUGCCAAGCAGCCGCUCAGGAAACCGAAGCACCCAGUGGGACGAUUUGAUGAACCAGAGGAGUCCAGUUUAGAGAGGGAACCCCUGGAAAAGUUCCCUGAUGGUAUCAAUCCUGUGACAAAAGAGAAGGGUGGACCAAAAGGCCCUGAACCUACGCGGUACGGAGACUGGGAGAGAAAAGGUCGCUGUAUAGAUUUCUAGUGUGUCAGUCUGUCUGUAUUGCUGCUGUAAUGUCUCUAGUUGCUGACCAAUAAAGUAUACAGAAAAGUCCCA